Molecule: messenger RNA, 1607 nt
Organism: Papilio polytes (common Mormon)
Lineage: Eukaryota; Metazoa; Arthropoda; Insecta; Lepidoptera; Papilionidae
Exons: 2
Coding region: 1-1467 (488 amino acids)
Biological process (GO): SCF-dependent proteasomal ubiquitin-dependent protein catabolic process
Cellular component (GO): SCF ubiquitin ligase complex
Source: RefSeq, a predicted model, not a curated record
AUGGUAACUGCUAUUGUUAGUAAUGUACAAAUAGUCCUAGCAAAUAGCAUUGACGUUAUUCGAUCUUAUCUUGAUUUUAAUGUACCUUGGAUGCUUUACGAUUCAUUAGCAGAAGAGACGGUCAGAGCUCUUUCAGAUUUAAUAGAAAAAACUAAAAAUUCGUAUGGGUUUAGAAUUUCCAUGGGGAAAUUUGUCACUCAAAUGAAUGUUAUUGUAAAAAUGUCUGAGGUACUCUUUACUAAAAAUCUUACAUAUUUAUCUAUUGAUAGAAUUCCAAAGAUGAUUCGUUCAGUUUUCUAUGCCAAGUUAUACAUGCUCAAAGGGUUAGUACAUUUAAAUUUGGGUUCUCUCUCAGGUGGGUGGAAAACAGCAGAUAUGGAGGGCGCGAUUAUUCAAUCCUUAAAAGAAUUGCAUUCCCUUAAAUAUCUGUUUAUAAACUACGAUUGUACUGAUAACAUACUUAUAUGUAUUGUACAAAAUUGUCCAAAAAUAGAAACGCUAGAUGUAUCUUCUUCUAAAUGCAUAACAAAUGAGAGUGUUGAUAUCAUUUGUAACUUAAAAAAAUUAAAAAGCAUACAACUCUAUAGGACGUCGGUUACGUGGACAGGAUUUGCAAAUUUGCUUUUGCAUUGCGACAAUUUGGAAGACGUGGGUAGAUGUGACGAAAUUGGCAGAGUAUUAGAGUUUAUACAUAAAACGGACAUUGGACUGAAGCAACUUAAAUUAAAAACUUACGUCAGUCGUUAUGCUACCGAUACUCAUUUACAAUUGGCGGUGAAAAUGUGUCCCUUGAUUCGUAGCAUGACAGUUUUCCACAACACUUUGCAGAGCGAUCUCAUGGUAUUGAUAGGUUUAGAUCAUCUGUGCGAUCUCAAAUUGCUAUCGUGUGACUUUUAUGCGGAUCAAGUUAAACAGGUGCUCCAAGCCAAGGGAUGUAACAUAAUUCACUUACACCUUGAACAUGUUGAUCAAAUCGAUUUGAACGCUUUAAUGUAUAUAAGUCAAAUGUGUCCAUUGCUUGAAAGUUUGACUCUUUAUAAUUGCUCAUUGAUACAGCAUACAUCUUUAUACACAAAAAAACUUGAUAUAUUACCCUUUAGAAAUCUGAAGAAAUUAACGUGCGUAAGCACUUGCACAGAUGAACAGUUAUUAUUCUUACUAAGUAAUUGUGUUAACGUAGAAUUCCUUCACAUUGGGACAGCUAUACAAUUCACCGACGAAUUCAUGUUUAAAAUAUUAGAGAAAAAUCCACUGAUACAUUUGAGAGAAUUACGUAUAAUGCAAUCUGACUUCAUGACUGUUACUUCGGUCGAAAGAAUAAUCCAUAGUUGCAUGAGCUUAGAAACAUUAGUAGAACUAGAGAGUUGGACACUUUUAACAGACAGUGAUCGCGAGUUUAUAAGAAAUUAUAUUAAAAUUAACAACUUUAAUAUCGACACAAGCCCUAUUAGAAGAUAUGAUGCAUGACAAUGUAGAUUUGUAUAAAAUUAGAAAAUGCCUUACUAACAGGCAACUAACACCUAUAGAAGAAUCAAUUGAUACAAUGGAACACUUCUUAGUAUAAAUAUAAUUUAAAUAUGUACAUGUUAGUAUUUACUUAUCGCAUA